This is a messenger RNA of Acanthocheilonema viteae, 522 nucleotides long. Lineage: Eukaryota; Metazoa; Nematoda; Chromadorea; Rhabditida; Onchocercidae. The record is from the annotation of a GenBank genome assembly.
AUGACGGCCCGGCGGUCCACAUCAAAGAAGACAGGGAAAGCAAUAUUAGUGAACACCUGCAAACUUCAACGUCAACGAUUCGGCCAGUUAGAUGGGUCAAAAUGUCGACAGAGGACGGCGGCGGCGACAACAUACGCCGACGACGACGUCAAUGAUGAACAGGCAUUGAUAGAAAAAUUGGUGUAUCAUGUAUGUGUGCGUCUGUGUGUAGAGGACAAAUACGACACGACUGGUGAGACACGUGGCCUACUGGUAAGUGGACCUCCUCCACAUCCAACCGAACGUCCGAAACUUCAUCAUACACUUACUUUCCUUUUCGCAUCCUCCACAACACCGCAAUAUACAUACACACAUACUGAAACACACAUCGCACACAUAGAAUGCCUAUUUCCGGAGAAUGCUGCCACAGAGAAAUCUUCCAUGCUUGGCCUGGUCAACAAACUAAGUCAAUGCAAGCCAGGUCGGGCUCCUCCGAGUCCAUUGAGUCAUGCAUUACACCUCGCUGCUACACCACCACCAUAA